Messenger RNA from Osmerus eperlanus (European smelt), 1391 nucleotides. It is a transcript of the gene commd5, whose product is annotated as COMM domain containing 5. Gene Ontology annotation, cellular component: nucleus. Bases 115 to 762 code for a protein of 215 amino acids. The record is from RefSeq and is a predicted model, not a curated record. NCBI's taxonomy places the organism in Eukaryota, Metazoa, Chordata, Actinopteri, Osmeriformes, Osmeridae. The transcript has 7 exons.
GUCAUGUGACACAACAAGGAAGCGGUCUUAGUUCAACAGUAACAAAACAUUUUUUGGAGAAAACAUCAGCGAAGCAUUAAUACAUUUAAAACCUGUAACAGCAUAUGAUUUAUCAUGUCUGCAAGCCAAAAAAAGACUUCGGUCACAGAUACAAGUUUUUUGGGUGGAAGGAUACCAUCAGAAAUCGAAAUGAUGGUUAAACACAUGAAGGACUUGGACCAUGAAACCUUCAGAAAAUUGCUAAAAGCUGUUGUAAAUGCCAUAGAAGGUCAAGACUGCCAAGAAACAAUGAAGACUAUAGCUGAAAGAAGUGUCAUACCCGAGGAACGACUGAGUCACAUUGUAGCUGGGAUGUACAGACUCCUGAAUGAGGCGUUACGCAUCCCAACCACCUCUCUAAAACAAGAGGCUUUCAAAGACAAUCUCAGGGAAUUGAGGAUACCAGAAGAAUUCAUCACAGAUUUAGCAAGUGUGGUUUUUGGCAAUCGACGAGCUGUUCUGGAAGCUGUAGCAAGCCAACGAGGAACAGGGCUACCUGGUAUGGAGGAAUUCAGAUGGAGAGUGGAUGUAGCUAUUUCAACCAGCUCUCUGGCCCGUGCCUUGCAACCCUCUAUUCUCAUGCAGAUGAAACUCUCUGAUGGAAAAGCACAUCGCUUUGAGGUUCCAGUUUCCAAGUUUCAGGAGCUACGGUACAAUGUGGCACUCAUCCUGAAAGAGAUGAAUGACCUGGAGAAGAGGAGUGUGUUAAAGAUUCAAGACUGACUGCUCGGUCGUCUCCCUAUAGACGCGAUGUCUGCCGGUGAUUGUCUAUGGUCCAGACUGGCCAGACGCAGGCCCUUCACUCUUGGUAGAAGGACCAUAGUUUGGUAAUUGGUAGGACUGAAAACGGAUGGGAAAGCACUGGUUCAAGGACCAACAUGUGUUUUUGUUAUUGGACCCACUACGAUACUUAUUUGCAACACAUCUCACAAUGUAAUAAUUUGUUCGAUGCUUAUUGAAUGUAAGUUGAAUGUGUGGUCAAAAUAUUAUCCAAUUCCAUGAUUUGAAUAUUUCUAACAUUUUGGAGAUAGCCUACUACAAAUGUCAUUGCUGUAUUUUUUACUUUAUUAUGUUUCUGAAUUAAAUCUUUGAUUGACAAAUUGCAGAGUAUUUGACCUCUUAAGUAUCACUGAGGUCAAAUUGAGCAAUGGGUCAAGCCCUGUUGCUAGGGCGAAGUCUAGACAAGCUGGCGGCGUUACCCUGAUGGCCCACUUUCAGAGUCACAGAAGUUUCCGGGCAUGGUUGGCCUGAACCUGAUAUAGACCAGGCUGUGUAAAUGGGUUUGAGUUAAUAUGCAAGACCAGACGACCUAUAUAUCCUUACCAGUUGUGUGUGUGUGUGCGUGUGUGUGU